CUCCUAACCUCACUUUAUUAGCUUUUUAGGUUCUUGGGCAUUUAAAAAAUGCAAAACAAUACGGAUAAGACUAUAAUUAAAGUAAUGGAAGGAUCAAAAGAAGAUUUAAAGGAUCUGGAUUUGACUAUUGUCAAGGAAGAGUAUGAGGUCCAUAAGGCAGCAGCUGUUGGACUCAAUUUAAGCAAAGCAAAGCAUUCUCUCCUGAAUCAAAUUAAGCACAAAUGCUCGGUGUGUGGAGUUCAAUUCCUCAACAUCUCCCAACUCAGUAUCCAUCAGAAGACGCACUUCAGCCUAGGAGCUUUGGGAGACUUUAACUGCUCAGAAUGUCUGAGAACUUUUCGCUUCCAGCAGAGUCUCGAUGAGCACAAGCUUCGUGUUCACUCCAAUAAUGCUCCAUUGCCCUACAAAGCUUCUGCAGCCUCUGCUGGGGCUUCUAGGAGUGUUCAGCAGAAGUCAGAGCAGCCCGUUGUGGUGACAAAGGCAACGACAACGAAGCAACAGGCAACAACAAAGACGAGCGGAGGCGUCUAUCAAGCAGAAGUCGCGACAAAAGUCUUCGAAUGCGAUAAAUGUGAGAAGAAAUUCAAGAGCAAAUCGGGAAUAAAGUGGCACAUCCGUCUAAUCCAUGAAGGGAUGAAGCCAACAUUCGGAAAGCAAAAAUCCUUCCACUGCAGUCAAUGCAGCGCUUCAUUCGUCCUUAAAGAAGGUCUCCUCAAUCACAUGGAUAUGCACAAUAGAGAAUCAUUUGAAUGCCCUAAAUGUCCGGGAAAGUACACGGAUAAAAAGGACUUCUUCAAGCACUUCCAUUUGGUGCACAGAACGGAUUUCUCGUGCAAUUUGUGUGAGAAGAUAUUCAAGAAUUUUGCCGGAUAUUGGACACACAUUGAAGCUCAUCGGAUUAUGGUGCAGCAAAAAUGUGAGCUGGAUGAGGAGGCAUUGACGUGCAAAUCAUGCCGGAGGACCUUUCGGAGUAUUGAGAAGUUGAAGAUGCAUUCCCAACGAAGGCGAACGAUGCAAUGCGAUCUGUGCCAGCAGACCAUUUAUGCUUGUGAUCGAUUGAAGCACAUUCGGCACUUUCAUCGUAUUCCUUGGCAAAAGAAAGCAAAGAAUGCCGUGAAGAUUCACUGCAAUCACUGUGGGGGGGACUUCAGUGAAAAGUUACGAUAUGAAAAUCAUCCUUGUUUCCGGGAUCAUGUCGAGGAUGUCCUUCGGAAAAAACAUCUCCGAUGGAUUAAGAAUAAUGCAGAAGUGGAAAUUCUCGAGGGAGCUUCAUCAAUGGGCAUCACUGAUUUGAACGUUGAGAAGCCAAUACCGCCAAAAAUGCUGUUUGAAUGUGAAAUUUGUGGGCGCAAAUUUCGUACAAAAGAGGCAAUUCGUUCUCAUAUUAAUAAGGCUCACGUGCAAGUGGACCCAUACAAAGCGCUCUCAAUAGACAAAGAUGGUCUCUUCCAAUGCGACAUGUGCCUGAAGAAGGUACCCUUUGGAUCGCUGCGUGAGCAUAUGCGACAAGAAGGGAGGAAUGUAUUCCCGUGCAAACUCUGCGGGGGCCUAUUUUCGCGCCUAUUCGACCUGAAGCGGCAUAAAGCACUAAAAUUGACAAAUACUGAAACAUUCCAAUGCCCACAGUGUCCGAGAACUUUCCAUUUUAAGGGGAAUUUGAAUAUUCACGCUGCCUACAGCCAUGGGAUGCGUGUUGAGUGCAGAGAUUACAUUUGUAAAGUGUGUGGGAAGAAAUUUGAUCGUUCUGCGAAUUUUAGUAAUCACACAAAGCGUCAUAAAAUGGAAAUUUUGGAAUGUAAAGAGUGCAAAAGAGUCUUCCGGGGGCAUGUGGCUCUUAAGCGGCACAUUGGAGUCGUUCAUUUUGGGAUGCAUCGGAGUGAUUUUACGGGACAGAAGCAUCCCUGUGAGCAAUGCCCGAAAGUUUUCUCCAAUCAAUUUGGUCUUGAGAAGCAUCAGCUAUGUCAUAUGGCUGAUAGGCCUUUCAAGUGCAAAAUCUGCCUUAAAACCUACAAGCAUAGUCAAUAUUUAGCUAAACAUAUAAAGGACGCUCACACAGACAUAACCUCAAUUGCUGCAAUGGCGGAAAAUGGUGAAGCAACUGCAGAAUUUGCAUUUAAAAUGGAAGAUAAUGCGGAAGGGAAUGAAGACAGGAAGCCACAAAUUCCGGAAGGAAAUAUUCUCGAAAACCUCAAAAAUCAAGGCGGAGAACCUACAAAAAUUAUCAAAAUGGAGACCCAUGAAGCCAUAGAUGUUAAAGUUGAAUGGGAAUGAAUGGAAAGAAUCAAGGAAACGUCCUUUAGGUGCUAAAAACAAUCCAUUUGUAAACUUCUUUAGCUAAAAAUAAAAUUUUCCUUACAAAAAACAUCAAAA
Messenger RNA from Lutzomyia longipalpis, 2370 nucleotides. RefSeq names its product zinc finger protein 808-like. NCBI's taxonomy places the organism in Eukaryota, Metazoa, Arthropoda, Insecta, Diptera, Psychodidae. Gene Ontology annotation, molecular function: RNA polymerase II transcription regulatory region sequence-specific DNA binding; DNA-binding transcription factor activity, RNA polymerase II-specific. Gene Ontology annotation, cellular component: nucleus. The transcript has 7 exons. Gene Ontology annotation, biological process: regulation of transcription by RNA polymerase II. The record is from RefSeq and is a predicted model, not a curated record. The coding region runs from base 49 to 2271 and encodes 740 amino acids.